AUGGGGUUGUGGGGGCGACUUUGUUGCUCAGAUGGGGUGGCGUUGCUCGGGGCCGGCUGGAGCCGUGUCCUGCCUAUCGUUGACGGCGAUGAGAUACCGCUGGCUCUUGUUCGACGCCGAUCGCACCCUGUUCGACUACGAUGCGCCGAGGUCAAUGCCUUCGAGGAGGCGCUGGCGGCGCACCAAGUCGAUCAGCCGAGCCGUCUGCUGGCUGACUACCAGCGCAUCAACGAGGCGCUGUGGCGAGCGCUGGAGCGCGGCGAGGUCGAUCUGCCGCGGCUGCGGGUGGCACGCUUCGAGCGGCUGAUCGAGGAUCAUCGGCUCGAGGCCGACGCCGAGCGGCUUUGCGAGGACUACGUCGCCUGCCUCGGGCGGCAGGACGAUCUGCUCGAUGGCGCUCGGCAGCUACUCGACGAGCUCGCCAGUCAGGUGACCUUGGCGUUGGUCACCAACGCCCGACCGGCGGAUCUUCGACGAGACCUUUCGCCGCCUCGGCGAGCCACCCCGCGACAGGCGCUGAUGAUCGGCGACAGUCUGAGCUCGGAUAUCCGCGGCGGCGCAGACUACGGCCUCGACACCUGUUGGUACAACCCGGCUGGUUUGCAGCGCAGUGCCGAACCCCGGGUCAGCUACGAGGUUUCCCAUCUCGACCAGAUCCCCGCUUUGCUGCAGUCCCGAGCCUGA
Nerophis lumbriciformis (worm pipefish) is the source of this 684-nucleotide messenger RNA. NCBI's taxonomy places the organism in Eukaryota, Metazoa, Chordata, Actinopteri, Syngnathiformes, Syngnathidae. The record is from RefSeq and is a predicted model, not a curated record.